AUUCGCAUCAUAGAUUUCAUUACAAAUUAACAAACCAUAUUGACAAAGAAAAAUAAAAGAAAUGGGGAAUGGCAUGAUAAGGACAUUGGUUGUUCUAGCAAUAGCUUUAUUCAUGAUCGGUUCCGACAAUAUCCACGUGGCAACAGCUCAGGUCUGUGGAGCUAACUUGUCGGGACUGAUGAAUGAAUGUCAACGCUACGUCAACAACGCCGGGCCAGAAUCUCCGCCGCCGUCUCGGUCUUGUUGUGCUCUAAUCCGUCCCAUUGACGUACCUUGUGCUUGCCGCUACGUUUCGAGGGAUGUUACGAAUUACAUUGAUAUGGACAAAGUGGUUUACGUCGCUCGUUCUUGCGGCAAGAAGAUUCCCUCCGGUUAUAAAUGUGGAAGUUACACCAUUCCGGCGGCUUAAAAAGGAAGGAGACCAACAGAAUUUGGAUUUGCUAUAAAAAUUAAUAAAACGUAUUAGUAUCU
Molecule: messenger RNA, 471 nt
Organism: Arabidopsis arenosa
Lineage: Eukaryota; Viridiplantae; Streptophyta; Magnoliopsida; Brassicales; Brassicaceae
Source: the annotation of a GenBank genome assembly